GCAUCAUACAACAUAGCAAACAGUAACAGCCAAUACACCAUCAAUCGCCUCUAUCGCAGACAAAACAUAGACAAACAUCGAUUCUUCCGAAACAAGACAUUCUACCACACAAGCAGCGACAAUGGCCUCCAACCCUUUCAACUCGGCCGAGAACACCAACACUGGCGCAAAGUCAGAGAAGAUGAACGUCCACCGUCAGAUGUUCGAGAACAAGCUGCGUGAGAACGAGGGCCAACCCAGCAACGCAUACGUAUCACCCUCAGACGCAAUCAUGAGCCCGGCCAGUCAAAAGCUCUCGGGCUUCAAGCAAAGACAGAUGAACAAGUCAAACCCCGUCAAGCCUCGCACACUUUUCGCAAAGACCGCCGCCUCGAAACCCGAAGAGGAGAACACCGAGAACAAGAGCGAGAGCGCUUAAACACACCGAGCGUCGAUCGCGCUCUUUGAACAUCGCGGUACAGCGCCAUUCUCGCAUGACUCCUCUGCCUUCCUAACCAAGAGGCCCAAGAGACACAUCUUUUUCGUAUCACCAGCGCCCACGGACUCUUCCAUCGUCUAGGCACACACUUUUCUUCUUCUCUUAUGUCACAAAUGUCUUUUUUUU
Aureobasidium pullulans EXF-150 is the source of this 604-nucleotide messenger RNA. RefSeq lists its product as uncharacterized. The record is from RefSeq and is a predicted model, not a curated record. The transcript is spliced from 3 exons. NCBI's taxonomy places the organism in Eukaryota, Fungi, Ascomycota, Dothideomycetes, Dothideales, Saccotheciaceae. The coding region runs from base 122 to 418 and encodes 98 amino acids.